Eucalyptus grandis is the source of this 1515-nucleotide messenger RNA. RefSeq names its product membrin-11-like. Gene Ontology annotation, molecular function: SNAP receptor activity; SNARE binding. Gene Ontology annotation, biological process: vesicle fusion; vesicle-mediated transport. The transcript has 4 exons. Gene Ontology annotation, cellular component: Golgi apparatus; SNARE complex; endoplasmic reticulum membrane. The record is from RefSeq and is a predicted model, not a curated record. NCBI's taxonomy places the organism in Eukaryota, Viridiplantae, Streptophyta, Magnoliopsida, Myrtales, Myrtaceae. The coding region runs from base 72 to 803 and encodes 243 amino acids.
UAUUCUCGAUCGUCAUCUCGUCCCGUUCGUCUGACGAGCGAAAGCGCGAUCGGAGAACCGAAAGAAUCGAAAUGGCGGCCGCGGCGGCGUUCGAGGUCGCGGGCGGCGGAGGAGGCACGCUGUCGGAUCUGUACCAGAGCGCGAAGCGAGCGCUGCUGAGGACCAGGGAUGGGAUGGAGCGGCUGGAGCGGCUCGAGUGCUCCUCCUCCUCCUCCUCCUCCUCCGGCGGCGGCGGCGGCGGAGGGCUCGAGUCGCAAGAGCUCUCGAGCUCCAUCAAGAGGGACAUCGCUCAGAUCCAAUCCCUGUGCGUGGAGAUGGAACGCCUCUGGCGCUCCAUCGCCGCCAAGUCCCAGCGCGAUCUCUGGAAGAGAAAGGUGGAACAGGUAGCUGAGGAGACUGAAUCAUUGAAGGAGAGUUUGGAUAAGCACUUCCUGAGGAACCAGAAAAGAAUGAUGGAAGCAAAAGAGAGAGCAGAGUUGCUCGGAAGAGCUAAUGGAGACUCUGCACAUGUUCUGAGAAUUUUCGAUGACGAAGCUCAAGCGAUGCAGUCUGCCCGUAAUUCAGCCCGGAUGCUUGAAGAAUCCUAUGCAACUGGAGUAGCUAUCCUCUCCAAAUAUUCUGACCAACGUGACCGCUUAAAGAAAGCUCAAAGGAAAGCUCUGGAUGUUCUUAACACUGUUGGACUCUCCAACUCCGUGUUGAAGCUAAUUGAGAAGCGACACCGUGGUGAUAGAUGGAUCAAAUAUGCAGGCAUGAUUUUGACCAUUGUCAUACUGUUUGCAUUCUGGAGGUGGACGAGAUGACCUUAAAUCUGUAAGCACAACAAACCAUUGCUUUCCGUUCACCUUUGCACAAAUUUUCCAUCUGGAUGUCACCAAAGUAGGGAGAGAGUUGCAGAAGGCCAUGCUUUAGGGUGCAAGUGCAGUCAUAACUUGGUGUACUGCGGAAACUUGUAUGAUCCUUCUAGAGCAAAUAUAGUUUCCGUACUGAGCGAAGAUGUUGAAUUGAAAUGUGGGAGUCUCAACAUACAGCUUCGGUGGUGCAUUUUUUCUUUUUUUCACAGAAACUACACAAUUGCCCAGCACUCGCUGCCAAAAUGGUCUUCAUCUUGUGCUUUUCAACAUUACAAAAUUAAGUGCCGUGAGCCUCUUGCAGCCAUCUGACGCAUCAUAGGAAAAAGAAGCUGGGGAAAGUGAUUGGAGGUAGAGUUGAGACGACGCAGGAGUCUGGGCAAACAGGUGAAUAUUUUCUACUCGGUAAUUGGCCACUGGUAAACGCGGAGCAGAGCCUCGGAAGGAUCGGCUGUUGAUUGGGAGAAUUUCGAAAAGACAUUAUUUGCGGACAAUGUUGAUAUCUCCUCUGCCUCAUGAAUAUUUGUUAUUGACUAUACGGAUCAUACUUGUUUCAGGUUUUCAGCUGUCUUCUUCCCAAUAGACUUUUUCCUGACCUGUCGGUGUGUAAUCUCUAGAUUCUAUCUUUCCAUACUUGAAAGCUUACAAGUAAAGCCGUGCAGCC